AACCAUCAUCACAACCAAAGUGAAUACCAACAGGCAAUCACUAUCAAGAGAGUAGACUAAUGAUCCACCUCAAACGCGCCAGAAAGAGUGAACUCUGGAAAAAAAAGGAACGRCAGAGAGGUUGGAAAACUUUUUUAGGGGUCUUCUUUUUGCUCUUGCAAUGCAUCACGUUAUCUUUUGUGGUCAACAAAAACCUUUUGAAAGAAUAUCCAUUCGAAUCAUCUCAGUUUUUUUUGUCUGGUACAACCAUAAAAAGCGACUAUGACUUUGAUUCACCCAGUCUUAGUGAGGCCUUUGCUUCCGACAGAGCGUCUUCGGAUGGGCAUGAAUCUCCCACAAUAGCAAAGGCAACGGCUAUGUCGCCAUCGACAACGAACGAACCAAUGAAAAGAACACGCUGUCCUCCUAACGCCAAUUGUACAUCGAGCAGGGAUGAACAAGGACGAGAACAGCAGCAGCAACUAAUACCCACCAUCGAUAUAAUCUCGGUGGGAUCCCAUGGCGAGGCAAAGAACAUGGCCGCCCAAGCCGAGACAUUUGGAAGCCAUCCUUCUGUUCGAAGCUUCCGAAAAUUUACCGAGUCGGACGACCACGAAAAACAUUGUCACAAACUUCUUUCCACCGACAGCAUAGCCUUCGUCUCGCGGUUUUGUCGGUCGCAGCACACCGAUCACUUUGAAUUAAUGCGGUUUCGAUCCCAGUUUGCGAGUGCAAAUUGGCUCGCGAAGAAGGAAGACAGAGCUAGAGGAUGGAUGUGCGCCUUCAAGCGGCCGGCGGAGUCGUUAUACAAAGUCUUGAAGGAAUACGCCAGCACUGCGAUUCCAAGCACCAGCGACUACACAACCUUUUCUUCGUCCGAUACAGGCACAAACCGAAUUACCAACAGCAAUAGUUCUGUUCCAAUGCCCGACUAUUUGGUGUUGUUGGAUGCCGACACUUACCUCAACAUGGACAAUAUUGCUGGACAUGACGGGAGCUUGGGAUUCCUUCCAUCAAUGUAUCCUUUCAACCAAACAUUAGUGAUCGCUGGUUGCCGCGUCCGAUGGCGAGUCUUUGAACACAACUUCACUUUUCCCUGGGGYGGCUUUGGGACCAUUUUUACCAAACGAAGCAUCGAACGAUUCGUACAUCCCAUUCAGGAUUGCAAUAUUAGUGAUGCCAACGACGAUCCUCUCCUGGACCCGGAAACGAAGCAAUCCCUAAAAACGCUGAAUUACCGUGAACUAACUCAGGACGAGUUUGAGCGACUUGCUUGCGCAAAACUCAAGGAAGAUUCGAUUGGGGAAGCAUUCCUUUUUCAACCUGGCAUGAGCGUGGCCGAUCUCAUGUACCAAUACGUGACCAACUGGAAGUACGUCGAUGCUGAAAAACACUGGAAAACUACAAUGACAAAMAAGACUACCGCCGAUAGGAUUGAAAAUAAACGAACCAACGGAGGUUUUUGCCUUCACGCCGAUUGGGUCAUUGGCUAUUUUGUGAAUCACUACUAUUUGUCCAAUAACGAAUUCGGCGUAGAUGACCCAUUCUGGGAAGACAAUCCUGAGCAGCGUGUAAUGGCAUACAACGGAUCGGAGCAUUAUGCCGGAAUACUACAGAGGAAAAACAUUUUGGCACGCAAGGAAUGUUCAAACGAUUACGAUUCCAAUUGCGACCCGGUAACAGCCCAUUUUUGUCAUCAUAUUUCUGAAUCGUUUAUGCGGAUACUACACAACUACAACGGAACCAAUUUGAAAACCACCAAUCCGUAUAAAUUUGAACUGAUGUAACGAGUAUAGUACAGUACCAGAAGGCCAGUUGUGACGAGCCCCUGGAACUGGACCUACGUAUAGGGUACAAACCUACAUCUAMACAAGGUAUCAGAGUACCAAGCAUCAAGAAUAUCGCAAGAGCAGAACUCCAAGAAGGCCUGUUGAUCAACAAGUACUAGUUGGAUCUACAGGGAACAGGAAUAAUCUGAAGUGCUCAACACUUCCUUCAACACGGAUUAACACAUGAGCAGUGUGUCGACACUUUAGAUGCUGAAUAAGAUUAUAAUUUAUUUUUAACACACAUAACAAUCAAUUCUAUACAUAUUU
Molecule: messenger RNA, 2075 nt
Organism: Pseudo-nitzschia multistriata
Lineage: Eukaryota; Bacillariophyta; Bacillariophyceae; Bacillariales; Bacillariaceae
Source: the annotation of a GenBank genome assembly